UGCACCGACUCCAGACUCCAGAGGCGUGGAUUCCCAGCACUGUAGCCUCCUUAAGGAUAAAUAGGCUCUUUGCCUUAACUGUACUGUACCCCACUGUGCCGACAAAUGUAGUGCUAGCCUUCUGUUUUGUCGGCACAGAAAAAGAUGUGCCGUCUCGUUGCUUCUAAUAAUAGCCAAUCUUAUUUUUACCACACCGACGCCUUAUUGCAUUAUGGAUGCCUCUGGAAUGGUGUCCCUGCAAGAUAGCGUGGGAAUAUCUCAGUAGAGGCUGUGACUCUUCAUCUCAGGGCUAAAUGCUCCAGCAUCCCGCCUAUAGCUGCAUCUCGUUUACCGCAGGCUGUUACUGUGUCAUGGCUGUAGUGUGAGGAAACACUACUGUUCAUGGGGAUGCGUCUCAGUGAUCCGCUGCUGUAAGACUUUAUUCUCUGCAUGCCGGAUUCAAGUGUUGAGGGGCGCUAUGCGGGAGUAUAAGGUGGUGGUGCUCGGCAGCGGCGGGGUGGGGAAGUCCGCCCUCACCGUCCAGUUUGUCACCGGGACAUUUAUAGAGAAGUACGACCCGACCAUUGAAGAUUUCUACAGGAAGGAGAUCGAGGUGGACUCCUCGCCGUCGGUGCUGGAGAUCCUCGACACAGCCGGCACCGAGCAGUUCGCCUCCAUGAGGGACCUUUACAUCAGGAACGGCCAAGGCUUCAUCCUGGUCUACAGUCUGGUCAACCAGCAAAGUUUUCAGGACAUCAAGCCCAUGAGAGACCAGAUCAUCAGGGUGAAACGGUAUCAGCAGGUGCCGGUGGUGCUGGUGGGUAAUAAGGUGGACCUGGAGGAGGAGAGGGAAGUGUCCCCCAGUGAGGGCCAAGCGCUGGCCGAGGACUGGGGCUGCCCCUUCAUGGAGACGUCAGCCAAGAGCAAGACCAUGGUGGACGAGCUGUUCGCCGAGAUCGUGAGGCAGAUGGAUUUCUGCCCUCUGCCGGACCGGAGAGAGGCGUGCUGCCCCGCCUGUAGCGUACAGUAGCAGCCUGCCGGAGGGGUGAUGGAUGGGGGGCUGUCAGAAACUGGGAUGCGAAUGAAUUCAUGUGAGAUAGAUUGAGGAUGGAGGGGGGUAAAGGAAAAAUCCACUCUUUCUAGGCCUCUGAUCAAGAGGCGUUCUGAGAAAUGUAGGAAAUCCCUAACUGAAGCAAAAGAAGAAAAUUUAAUUUCAACAUACAUCACUCCUCGGACACAGGGUGGAUUUUUCCCUUGAAAGAACACAACACUCAACCUCCCACGUUCAUCACCGUCCUCCUGAUCAACAGGAGCAAACAAUGUUCUGGGUUUCCCAAAGGCAGCACGGUGCCAAAAUCAUCUUAAAAGCCAUCAACAAAGAGGAUCAUAGUGCGAAGCGCUGUUUGGGAAACCAGCCAUAGGUCAAAGCAGGGAUGGCAGUGUGCUCCGCGGUUCUAUCGGUCCUCUUUUCUUCUGCUUGUGUUUUAAUUUUUUGCACUUUUGGGACGCUUGACAGUGCGAGACCAGUCACCAAGUAUCUGAACGGAUGUCAAGUAACACCACUGUGAAGGAGUCAUACUGGGAUUUCACAGCAGGCCCGCCUAACUACGAAUGAAUGAAUAGAUGGACGAAUGUUCAAAAAAAAAGAAGAAAAAAAAAAGGAAACCGCACCUUUGGGGAAAUUCGUGACGAAGAUCCCAAAUGUUGACAUGCUGUGGAUGACGUGUGCAUGAAGUCGUACUGUCAAACUGACAUUGAGUACAAUCAAUCUCACCCAAAGAGACAGUAUCAAUCAAUCAGUCAUCGAAACAUAUGGACACUUAUCUUUACACCUUACAGACGAUACAAAUGCCUUGUUACAUUGUAUGACGUGAACAUCAGUGUCAGUGUAUAGUUCAUUUAUCUUAAAUCACAUCAGAUAUGUUAGUGGUUCAAUGUGAGAAACACUUAUUUUCAACAAAAAAUAAACCUUUAUGCACAAA
Epinephelus lanceolatus (giant grouper) is the source of this 1961-nucleotide messenger RNA. Its product is annotated as ras-related protein Rap-2a-like. The record is from RefSeq and is a predicted model, not a curated record. Gene Ontology annotation, molecular function: GTP binding; GTPase activity. Gene Ontology annotation, cellular component: membrane. Lineage: Eukaryota; Metazoa; Chordata; Actinopteri; Perciformes; Serranidae. Gene Ontology annotation, biological process: Rap protein signal transduction.